AUGGUAAGCCAAGUGCCUCUUAUCGUAUCCUGCUUCUUAACUAUUUUUGUAGUACAAAGUUCUGCUCUUUGGUGUUAUCAAUGUGUUUCAACACAGCCAGGAUGUGGAACACCUUUCAAUUGGCUCUGGCAUUGGACAAAAGUAUGUCCUGAAGAUGAGGAUGUCUGUGUGAAAAUCCUUGAAGAAAAAGAUGGGAACACUGUCAUUACCAGAGACUGUUUGAGUUCCCUGCAGGGCCUUCGAACAGAUAUCCCAGCUGACCAUUAUGAAGGUUGUAGACCUGCUGCUGUGGACUUGAAAUUGGGAAACUAUGUUAAUAAUAGUAUUAAAGAACUAGAUAUUUACAGGAGGUACUAUGACAAAACAACUUGGUGUUUCUGCUUUUUGGAUCAUAGAUGUAAUAGUGGCUUCAUCAACAAGUUUUCUCCAAUAGUAAUAAUUUUAGGAUUUGUAAUUGCUAUUUAUCAGCAGUUAUGA
Molecule: messenger RNA, 477 nt
Organism: Phaedon cochleariae (mustard beetle)
Lineage: Eukaryota; Metazoa; Arthropoda; Insecta; Coleoptera; Chrysomelidae
Source: the annotation of a GenBank genome assembly